AUGGCGUGGGAGAGGCUACCGGGAAGGGGCUGCGGUGCCCUGCACCGCUGUCUGCUCGGCGCUGCUCUGCUGCUCGGCCUGCGGCUCUGCACGGAGCUGCGGCGCGCCGGGGCCCAGCCCCCGGCCCGCAGCGGCCUGCCGGGCCUGGCCCCCCGACCGCCCGAGCCGCCCCUACCGCCCGCGCCGACCCAGCGGCGCGGUGCCAGCCGGAGGCAGGUGACGUACGUGCGCAGCGGGCGCCGAGUGCCGCCGGGGGGCGGCGGGAGCGGGACGCAGGAGCCGGGCUGCUGCCCUCUGCGCGGGCGUCCCCGCCGUAAGGGUCCCCGGUGGCAUAUAGACCUCCAGCCUUGGGCAGGCCCUGCUCGGUCCCUGGAUGAAGAAGCCUUGAGGUUCCUGAGAUACAUCAGCACCAUUCAGAUUGCGUGUGAUCACGUGAGCACAGACAGCCUGGCUACUGACUCCAGCCCUUCAAAAAAGCCCUGGUCUGUCUGUCUUGAUGACAGGUUUGGCUUAGGUCAUCAAAUUCGCAACAAGCAGUGCCGCCUCUAUUCUUUAGGGCUGGGAAGUGAUGAUACCCAUUUUGAGGUCAGCAUGGCCAAUGAUGGAUGUGAAGUGCAUCGUUUUGAUCCUACUGUUAAAUCAGCUCAUGUUCUGGAGAGUGAGCGUUUUUGGUAUCACCGCUUGUCCGUCGACUGGCGGGACUCCCAUCCAGCUGUUGCUGCCCGAAAACCAUAUAGCAACACCAGAAAACUGAGAACCAUUUUGAAUGAAUUUGGGCAUCACAAGAUUGAUGUUCUCAAAGCAGAUCUGGAAAGCGCAGAAUGGAAAGUUUUGGAAAAUCUUAUUCUGGAAGAUGUCCUUGAACAAAUUGGACAGCUCAUCUUUGAGAUCCAUCUCCACUGGCCCGGGUUUGAGGUCAGUGGCAGUGACAGCAGUGUUGUGCGGUUCUGGUACAGCCUCCUCAAAGAGUUAGAACUACAGGAUUUCAGGCUUUUUCACAGUUACAAAGAUUUAUCUAAACCUCAGCUAUUCCUGAAGAAAGAUAUUUUCAAUGCGAGUAGCUGUUAUACUCUGAGUUGGGUGAAUACAAGAUGGAAAUAGGAUGCAGGAGCUCAUCAACAACUCAAGGAAGUAUUUGCAGCAUGGAUCAUGUCCAUGGUUCUAGUUAUUCUGGUUUACUUGUCCAGUCUCCCACUAGCCUGUGACCUGCUUGAGGCAGGGAUUGUGUUAUUGCCUUUGUAGUACACGUAGCCUGGCAUCUCGCACAUGGUAGGGGAACAGUUAACACUUGCUGAGGGGAUGGACACAGGAGUGCCACAGUAGUCAAUCUCCAUCUGCCCAAACCCAGGCUCUUUGCCUGUCUGCCUCUGACAGAGUGGGGAUGCUUGUCCUCUUUCAUUUCAGCUUGGAAGAUAAUCCCACACUUAUCUCAGUUUUCCCUAAAAUUAAUUAUGUAUCUGUAAUCCAUGAAUUUACCACCAUGAAAAAGAAAUUAUUUCACAUUUCUGUUUUUACUGGGUUGAUGAGCUCCUUAAGUGUGUAGCCUGCUGUUUAAAAUAGGGCCUUUCAUCUGAUGUUAACUCACCUUUUCCUAGGAUUUUCUUGUCCACUGUGUCAAUAACAUUCUUUACAGCCUUGUAGAUUUCAAUUAUUCUUCCUCAGUUUUUGUUGAGGCCAUGCCGUGACUUUAUAAGAACGACUGAUUCUGGUUUCUGGGAACUCAGACACACCAAAUUCUGUAACUGAGUUUAAAAGACUAGAGUAUCAAGUUAUUCAACUCAGGAUUCUUUUCAUGCUCAGCCUUAAAUCCCCUCUGUUCCUAUGAAACUAAACACAAAGCAGAACUUGGGUGUCUUCAAACCUGAUUUCUCAACCUCUGACUUGCCUAUGGUGUCAAAUCUUUUUUUUUUUUUAAUUAUCUCCAAGAUUAAGUUUUUCCUUGCUGCCAGUUGGCAUUCAUUGUAAGCCUGUGGCCUGAGGGCCAGAGUCUCUCUCUUUCCCGGGACAGGUACAGUGUGUUUUGGUAAUACCAAUCCUUUUUUGUAUAUAUUUUUUAAUUAAGCAGAUAAUGCAUGUUCUCAGUAGUUCAAACAAUCUCUAUCAUUUCUAUUUAGAGGAUUAGACAUUUCCCCCUACAAAUGAUUUUCAAAAAUCCUAUUUCAAAUAAAUUAAUUAAAUAGUAUAAAAAUACAUCAAAUUAUUAUCUUAUUAUAAAUUAAGUACAUCUUCUGGUAUUUUUUAUAUCCCAAGAGAGCAGGAAUACAUACACUGUUCAUUUAAGGAAUUUUGGGAGAGCAUAAAAUACUGAUUACUACUAGACCUCGAUUCCUUCUCCCCAUCGUUUUACCUCCUUCCACCCUAGACAUGCCCUGGGUUGGCUUUUUGCUUUUUGCAGUGGUUUGAAAAUACCAUUCCUCAGGUGAGAAACCAAAAUACAAUAGAGUUAUAUCAUCUUACUAACUUGGGUUCAAAAGGGAAUAAGACUUUCUGAAUUAGUAGUGAUGAUUUUUUAAAAUAUAAAUGAGGUUUUUUAUAUUAAAACUUAUAGUACACUAAUAAAAGUCAUUGAAGUGAGAGGA
Messenger RNA from Globicephala melas (long-finned pilot whale), 2579 nucleotides. It is a transcript of the gene METTL24, whose product is annotated as methyltransferase like 24. Lineage: Eukaryota; Metazoa; Chordata; Mammalia; Artiodactyla; Delphinidae. The record is from RefSeq and is a predicted model, not a curated record.